Molecule: messenger RNA, 219 nt
Organism: Eremomyces bilateralis CBS 781.70
Lineage: Eukaryota; Fungi; Ascomycota; Dothideomycetes; Eremomycetales; Eremomycetaceae
Exons: 1
Molecular function (GO): nucleic acid binding
Source: RefSeq, a predicted model, not a curated record
UCACCGGAUCUCAACCCUAUCGAGGCAAUCUGGCUUAUUAUGAAGCAACGUCUACGCGGUGGUAGAUGGCAGACGGUGGCAGAGUUUAAGGAGGCGAUCGAGCGCGAAUGGAAACGUAUCACACAGCAGGAGAUACGCCAACGUAUUGCAGAGAUGCCUUGGCGAUGUAAAAAGGUCGUAGAACUUAAGGGAGGACGUGUUCGCAGCGAUUUGUGGUGA